UUCAUGUCUUCUCUGUGCUCCGCUGCCGCCGCCACCAUCCUCAUCUUCAAUCGGCCCACUGCGAACCAACACCAUGGCUGAGAAAAGCAACUCAUUCGAUCGGCCAUGGCAUUAAUAGACGGACGGCGAGAGGGCGACCAGAGCAGGCAGAAGACGGUGGCUGCGACUAUGGCUUCCGGCGACGGGCGAAAGCUUGAAUCGAUCGGCCAUGGCGAACCCAGCGAACACGGCGAAAACAGCAACCAGAGACGCGCGCCAUCGGGGACGACGAGCGACGCCACGGUCGUCGCUGCCACCGCCUUCUCCCUUCUCCGUUCAUCGCCAUCGACCCAGCGACCGCAGUACCGGACUCUCAAUUAGCAAAAUGAAGAAAGAAGAAGAAGGGGAGACUGAUAUUGUUGGAGACUCUCAGACGAAUGAUGUCGUCUCAGACGACUCUAUAUCGAAGGAACCAAAUGGUGAAGUACUAUUAGGACACAUGGAUUCAAGAGGAGCACCAGAAAUUGUAUUGGAAAUGCAAUAGGUACCGCUCCACCAGAGUGAUGGUUUGUCGGGCAUAUCAUCAACUGAAAAUGGUAAGCAACAUUUAGCUCGAUAGUAUCUCUAAACUCCAUUCUUGAUUAUUGAGGUAUCAAAAUGUUUAAUUUUACUUUAGCUAUAGAUUUAUAGUCAAAUUUUGUCAAUUUUACCGUUCAUUCAAUAACUCAUAGGCUAAUGUGGAAACAUCACCAUCUCUCUCUCUCUCCCUGCCCCUACACGACUUUGAGAUUUUAGAAAGGUCUUGGAUUUUUGUGAGCUUCUGGUUUUUGCUAAGAUAUGCCUGGGAAAGACGUGAGUGCCAUGCAUUCAUGGUUGUCCCAACUUAAUCCGACGAUUCAUUGGUUUAACGUGCUAACUUUGUUUUCUUUUUUUUUUUCUUGGGCUGUUGAUUAUUUGAGGGGAUUGAUGAGUGAAGUUUUGGAAAAUUUGCUAGUUGAGCUCAAUAAAAAUUUGCUAGUUGAGCUCAAUAAUGGGGAUCGAACCCAAGAAAGAUUGGUGUUGCAUAUUUUGUCUCUUCACCCUAAUUUCCAUUUUUUAAAGAACCUAAUCCAAAUUUGAAUGACAGUCACCCAACAAACUUUUCUCGAUUCUAGGUUAAACAAAGAGAGUUAGAAAAUACUUAUUUUAGUGGAGAAAACCCUUUGGACUAGAUCUCAGCCUAGACUAAUUGGGCAUUAGAAUUAAUGGUUUUCUCUCCCAACUUAAAUCUAAAUUAUCUAAGUACGUAAGGCCACUGACUAUAACCCCAUUUUAGACGCAUAGUAAAAUUGCUUCUAUUUGCUAUACUCGAGACAACAAUGCAACAAUAAUUUUUAAAUUGGUCUCAAUAUUUAAUUUCCAAGUUGUAUAUUCGUCUCUUGUAAAUUCUCAUAAAUUAGAGAUAUUUAGUGUUGUAUAUAAACUCUUAAUAGUCAACCAAAUUACGGCUAGACCAAGCAGUCCACUUGACCAAUAUAUAAUUACUGCCCAAAGGUUGGGUAAUCGGGAUCAAUACCAUGAGCUCGCUAGGUAGUGGAAUUCCUCUGAUGGCUACGGUAGGGGCAAAGGCCAAGGAGGUGUCAAAGUUUGUAGGUCAAACUUGUGUAAACCCAACAAAUAAUAUUGUGACUACCCAACAAAUAAUAGUGACUGGAACUUUAAGCACCCAUGCUAGUAACAUGUUAAUUGAUGAACAAUAUGAGGCAUUCAUUCAAUUGAUAUCUAGCAAUUCUAGCAAGUCCAACCCAAUGCUGAAGUCUGUAGGUAACAUAUCCACUUUUAAGAAUGAAAAAAAUUGCAAUGAGGGGAGGAACACAAUAAACAUAAACUACUUACUUCAGAACAAAUUUAACUCCACCCUACCACUCAUCCACCUAUAUAUAUACUUCUCAGGAACCGUAACAAUCAUCAUUUCCAGUUGACAGACAGAGGGUAUAUGACUUGCUUCAUAAAUCAUAAUUUAUAGGAAUCACAUCAGUCAAUCAUAAAUAGUUCGGGUACAAUAUCGAAUCUUGAGAGGCUAUCGUAACUUCUAAUUACAAAAUUAUCUUACAAGCCAUCUGAUCUUUCUCGACAUCCUAAAAAUGAGAUGGUAGGGCUCUAAUAAGGUAGAGUUCAAUUCUUCACAAAAUACACAUUAAAACUUGGCUAUAUCCUUGGUCUUCCCAUUGCUUAAUUAACCUGAACGUUGAAUAUUUUAGAGAUAUAAUCUAGAUUAGAAGAUGAAACUUUUAAAUAAGGGUAUAAAGAAAAAAACUUCGUAAAUGCAUGGUACAGGUGACAUGAUGCAACUGUCGACCUAGGGCAAUCUUUGACAAAACAUCAAUCUCGACACAAAACCCCAAGUAAUUAUCCUGCAAAUAUCUUUGGAGAAAUUCAUCCCCAGCACGAGAUAUUUCUAUAGACAUUCUGACAAACACCCGUGGGGUGACAUGGUCCCCAUGCCCCUAGGUCAAAUCCCUGCCCCAUAAUGACCAAUUAGGAUAUGUCACAAGUAUGAAGAUGCAAAUCAUCAUGCUGAGUUGAAAAUUGCACGUUUUUUGAGACCACGUCAUAUGUGCAUAAGGGGUUAAUAUGAUGCAAGAAAAAUAUAGCCAACCUCGUUAAAGACUUAUGCAAAAAUGAGACCUUAGAAGGAUUUUGGCAGGACCACUCACAUUGAUUAUUACUUUUUGAGUUUUCUCGAUAUGCGUGCCUUAAUCUUGAAACAUGUGUUCAAAUAUUUUUUUCAUACCAAAAUUUCAAAAUUUCAAGAAAAUCAAUACAACUUAAUUUCCUAAUAUUGCAUAAUUUUUUUGAAUUUUUUUUCUAUUUUCUUUAUUUUUUCUUAUUUAUUCUAUAUUAUUAUUAUUAUAUUUUCUUUUUCUUUUUAUUUUUGUCUUCCUUCCUUCUUUUUUUUUCCCCCUCUAUUUUUCCUUUCCUCUAGCGUGCCUCCAUGCCCUUAGCCACGCACAUGGCGCGUUCAUGACGCGCCAUUUUUCGAUAGUCUUCCUUGACGAUCCAAUCGUCGUCGGCCAUUGCCUGGCUUGAUUUUUUAUUUUUUUGGCUUUCUCAACACCUUUCUCGCCUCAUUCCGAUCACGAUGGGAUAGGUCUCGGUUUGAAAUAGGGGUGUGCACGGUUUGGUUUGACCGAACCAACAUGCCAAACCGCACUUGCAGUUUUCCUUAAAAUUAGAUUGUGCGGUCUAUUUUGGUGAGGAAAACAACACCAAAUCGCACUGCAUUUUGCAGUGCGGUUUGGUGCGGUUUUUGCGUUUUGGCAGAACCUAGUGCUGGUUGGUUUUUGCGGUUUGGUUUCCAAAAUUUGGUACCUACUGUUAAAUGAUUCAAAUCUAUUAACCAAUCAAGUAAUUAUGCUAACAACAAUAACCAAUCAAAUCAUUCAAAUGCAGUUCUAGCACCUGUAAUAACCAAUCAAAUAAUUAUGCUAACAACAAUAACCAAUCAAAUAAUUCAAAUGCAAUUCCAACACUACAAUAACCAAUCAAAUAAUUAUGCUAACAACAAUAACCAAUUAAAUAAUUCAAAUCUUAAAACCUCCCAUACAAAGGUUAUGAGCAUGGUGCACAGAGACAAAAGAUGACAAGCACACAUAAACACUUUAUAUUAGUUUAUAGGGGCCAAAUCCCUAUAUUCCAACAAAUGAAUGAAAUGUAUGCAUGUAAUCUCAUAAAAAAUGAACUAGGCAUGGCUGCGGAAUAUAGUAAGAAUAGAAAUGGCACACGUGCACAUGCGACCACAAUUCUAUGCUUUAUCCUACAUUAUUCUUUUUUGACAAAUAACAAGUUAAUUAAACAGAGAACACCAUAAUGAAGUGAAGUGCUUAUGGAGAAAUGGUUCUAUCCAUCCCAAAAGCAAGAAGACACAAAUGCAACAAGACUAUCAGAAGAGGAGUAAUAAUGGUCCUAUCUAUCCCAUAAAACUCCAAAUAAGACACAGGAAAGUCAACUUUUCCAAUAAGAAGGUAUAGUUCCAAUUUAUCAACAGUUCCUUGCCACAAUAAAAUCAUCAUGCAAAAUAUUAAAGGUUAAAUUGUUGUAUCCUAUAACUAUAUUACUGCAAAAAAAAAAAAACAACUAAAAAUAAAUAACACCAAAUAAAUUAAAAUUCAUAACAAUGUCAACUAAAUUAAAACAAAUAAACAUAGAAAUAAAAAGCAGAAGUGACGAGACAAAACAUGCUAGAAUGAUAAAUCAACAUAGUUAUUGAGGAAAAUAGUUACGUAGAUGUCAGUACCAAAUACAAAUUAACUUUAGCAUUUGAUAAGAAAUUUUAAUUCAGAUAUAAGGCCGGUUCAAAAUGAAGGCAGAAACAAAAACUAUAGCCCUCGAGCUGUGGCAUCACAUUUAAAUCGAACCGCGGUUUGAUAAUUUCCUAAACCGUUUCGAACCGUCAUCUAAAAAAAUCAUCUGAUUCGGCCGGAUUCGAUUCGUUUCGAGUGGUUUUUGUGGUGUGCCAGUCUUUUUGCACACCUCUAGUUUGAAAAUCCAGCCAAAUUACAGCCGAAUAGCCGUUUAAAUCUUCGGCUCCAACGAGUUUCACGAUUCCAACGACCUCUUGAAUCUCACUCGAAAUGACACCAAACUUGCUCAAAUGUCACAGAAAUUAUCUCAAAAACUGAGGGAACAAAAUCCCUUUCUAUCACUCGGAUUAAAUGAUUGAAAUUUGUGAAAUUUUUUACCAUGGAAGCUCCCUAUUUAUAGCCGAUUUUUGACCAUUGCAUUCUUUAACCAAUCACGUUAUAUUAUGUCUCCUGGUGGUCUUCUUCAGGACAUGAUGAGCUCGAUCAUACCCUACUGAUGAUUUGAUGCUAGUAUGGCCGAUAACUUGCUAUAGGUUUUCUGAAAUUGUAUUUUUGCCCAACUUCUUCUUCCAUUUUUCUCUUUGACCCUUGCCUACAAGUUCCUAACUUUCCAAGACUUCACUUGGCCUCACCAUUUUGAAAAAUUUCAUUUUGGUCCAAAGUUUUGAAAAAUCACACUUUGCCUUAUAAAAUUUUUUUUACUUAAACUUGUUUAAAUAUUCGGGUAUUACAUUACACAUGAAGUAUCAGGGUUUAAUUCAGUGUGGUGACUUUCUAAAAGAUAAGUUUCACAUAGACUAUCCCGAAUGUCUAGCUCUAUAUUUGUAUAAGAUGUAAGAACAUCUGAAUUUAUUAUGAGGGUAAUCAGGGGAGAAGUCUGAUUUCCUCUAGAAUUAAUUAAGCAAAACUUGGAUACAUAACUUAUUAAAAAAAAUGCAACAUGCUUAAUUUGUAUGGUAAUGAAAAAAUUGCUUUAUUAGCAUGUCAUGGAUAUUGAUGAACGGACAUACACGGACACAUCAUCAACUGAAAAUGGUAAGGAACGUUUAGUUUAGCAAUAUUUAGAAACUCAAACUUUUAAUUAUUGAGACAUUAAAAUUUUAAAUUUUGCUUUAUGAUUAAAUUUUGUCAAUUUUUACAGUUCAUUUAAUGUUGUCAUAGACUAAUGUGAAACAUCACAUUGGCUCUCUCUUUCUCUCUCUCUCUUUCUCCCUUGCCCCACACCACUACUAGACCUUAAAAGAGUCUUAACUUUUUUUAAGGGCCUGUUUGGUUUAACUUAUUUUUUUAUAGCUUAUAAGUUGGUUAACUUAUACGUAAUAUAAAGCUUUUAAGAUGUGUAGCGUAUAACCUAAUAACAUGUUUAGAUAGAUGUACUUAUAAGCUAUUUGUUAAAAAUUAUGUAUUUAGAUUGAAAGAGUUGCUAAGUUAACAUAACUUGAUAAAAAGACGGAAAUAGACAUGUUAAAGAAUAUAAAUUAAAAAAAUAAAAUACUUAUUUUAAUAAAAUUUAAUUAUAAAUUAAAGUUUAAUGAUAAAAUUUUAUCUGAUAAAUUAUAUAUAAUUUUUAAAAAUUAUUAAUACAAUAUAUAUUUGUUAAAUAUAUACCUUAAAUAUAUAUACAUAUAUAUAUACAUACAUAUACAUACAGACCCAUAUCUACAUGGGUUUUCAUGGCGUGGAUGGAGGAGAAAUUGGUUGAUGGUGGAGUAAGAGGUCGACACUGCAAGCGACGACGAAAGAAUUUGCAAUGAAAGAUGCAGUCGACGGUAGAGGAGGAAGCGACUGGUGGCGGAGUAGGAGGAAUCAGCCAAUGGUGAAUGCAGACGAUAGCCAACGAGGUUGGAGGUGAUGGUGACAGCGACAACGACAAUGACAGACGAGCUAGAGGUAACAGAUGGUCAAAGUUGCAGCGGCGAGCAGAGUUGGAUGGUGAUGGUGGAGAUUGGGGUUGAAGGUGAGGAAGAAAAUGGGUAUAGUUGUAAAUAACUUAAAUUUACGAGGGUAAAUUUGUCAUUUCGCAAACAAUUCAAAUAAGUUGCCAACAGUUUAUUUGGAAAAGAUAGGGGUACCAGCUUUUUCAGGGCGCUAUGUGACGAGCUUGUAAGCUAUUAAGGUAAUAAGCUCUUAA
Molecule: messenger RNA, 6453 nt
Organism: Diospyros lotus (date-plum)
Lineage: Eukaryota; Viridiplantae; Streptophyta; Magnoliopsida; Ericales; Ebenaceae
Exons: 4
Coding region: 209-523 (104 amino acids)
Source: RefSeq, a predicted model, not a curated record